UUUUAUCGAUUUAUUAUGGGUUUAGUUGUUUGUAAAGCAGUAACUUGGCAACUGGGAAUGUCGGCUUUCAGCGGAAGGAUCGGAAUCACCUCAAACAUCAAAAGUACUAUGAACUACAAACAACCCAAGCGUACUAUCGCAUCAAUGAAGCAUCACUCCAAAUGUUGUCCACAGUCUCAAAAGAAUUGGGCAAGACGAAACAGUUCGACAAAUGUAAGUUCAGUUAUAACCGAUUUCGAAGACUGCUGUGCUGAUUCGGAUAGCGAAACCCCAAGAAGACUGAUUCGUUCUCAAAGCCCAAAUCCUCAACAUCUAACUGCUUUUAAGAUUAGAUGCGAAUCCCCCAGAUGUGAUGGCAACAAAGCUGUCUUUAAAUUCACGCCAAAGCGGCAGCAGUAUGAACAUUUGUGUCAAGAUUAUUUUGAAACGACGUGCAAGGACGUUGCGUCGAACACCGAUCUAGAUUUGACAAAUUUCCGUGAUCAGAACUACUUCGAGUGUCACGGGGGUUUCUCGAAAGCACCCUCAACCGUUCCAUCUCAUCGUUGCUCACAUAAAUUUACACUGGACGAUAAAUUGAGGUCUAAACCGCAAAAAGUAGAUGAGUACGGUAUUAGCAGAUGCAGCACUUGCUCCAAAGUUAUAUCUACUAGGAGCCUCCAAUACAUUCCACAGUGUUCGGACUCAAAUCAAAGUCUUAAAUUCUUACCUCCUUCCUCUAAGAGUUACAAAUCAUCGGGGACUAAUACAAUGAGCGUAUGUUUGCAAGCCACCGAUGAAGAUUUGAUCUUCGACGUUUGUCAAGAUAUGAUCGAGAACGAGUUUUCCAUGCCGAAGCUGCGCAAGGUGGCGAGAAAACGUGUUCCUCCUGUGGACAGCUUGGCUUUGCGCUUCCAAAAAGGUGUAUAUUAAUCAUGUACUAUUUAUAUUUCUAUAUUUAUUUUUAAAAUAUAUUUUGUUGCUGUUGCACUGAA
Molecule: messenger RNA, 974 nt
Organism: Nicrophorus vespilloides
Lineage: Eukaryota; Metazoa; Arthropoda; Insecta; Coleoptera; Silphidae
Exons: 2
Coding region: 16-912 (298 amino acids)
Source: RefSeq, a predicted model, not a curated record